Fusarium fujikuroi IMI 58289 is the source of this 399-nucleotide messenger RNA. RefSeq lists its product as uncharacterized. Bases 1 to 399 code for a protein of 132 amino acids. The transcript has a single exon. The record is from RefSeq and is a predicted model, not a curated record. Lineage: Eukaryota; Fungi; Ascomycota; Sordariomycetes; Hypocreales; Nectriaceae.
AUGGCCAAUCCAACAGCUUUACCCUUGACCAUGAAGGCACAGCUGCUCAAGGCUUACAAUCAGCCAUACGAGUAUUGCGACAUACCUUUACCUUCCAUGGAAGAACCCCAUGAUGUCUUGAUCAAGGUCGAGGCCGCUUCCUACUGCCAUACAGAUGCUGUUCUUGCUGCAGACAAGAUGGCACCCAAUCCGCCAUCAUUUCCACACAUUGGCUGUCAUGAAUUUGCGGGCACAGUAGUAGCAUUGGCAAACCCGGCCGUCUCACUCCGUGUUGGCGACCGAGUUGGCGUGGGGGGCCGAUCUUUUCGUCCUUGCACGACAUGCUUUGAGUGCAUGUCCGGUCCGAGUGCGGCGAACCCAGAUGCAGAUUCCCCUAAUGGCAUCCCUUACGUCGUUUAG